Messenger RNA from Helianthus annuus (common sunflower), 3234 nucleotides. Its product is annotated as probable leucine-rich repeat receptor-like protein kinase At5g63930. Gene Ontology annotation, molecular function: protein kinase activity; protein binding; ATP binding. Lineage: Eukaryota; Viridiplantae; Streptophyta; Magnoliopsida; Asterales; Asteraceae. Gene Ontology annotation, biological process: hormone-mediated signaling pathway; protein phosphorylation. The transcript is spliced from 2 exons. Bases 152 to 2947 code for a protein of 931 amino acids. Gene Ontology annotation, cellular component: plasma membrane. The record is from RefSeq and is a predicted model, not a curated record.
CACACGGCAUACAUCAAUAUUCUCCGGUCGUCUUCUCCGUCAACUCUCUUGACUUUGCUUAUGUAACCAGACAUUUCAUUCCUUAUGAACCACAACCACCACUCAUCAACAACAAUCACUCAAACUUCAAACACCACCAACCACCUUUACAAUGAAGAACAGGUAUGUACCCAUACCCCCUCUCUUCUUCUUCUUCUUCUUCUUCUUCUUCUUCUUCUUCAUCACUCUUCACUAUGCUUCUUGUCAGCUACCACCUUCUCAACUCACCACCAUGACCAACCUUCGUGAACUGCUUCAAACCAAAUGGAAUUCUUCUUCACAAGACUUACCAAACCCCUGUUCAUGGACAGGGGUUUUAUGCAACCAAAACAAUUCCGUUAUCACCGGCCUUUCCCUCUCGUCUUUCUCUCUGUUCACCAUCCAAGAUGCUUCUUCUUGGUCGUCUCUUGUUUGCGGGAUUGAAACGUUAGAAACGCUUGAUGUUUCCAACAAUCAGCUGGCGGUAAUCGCGCCUCCGUUGUUGCUGUCUUCUUGUGGUGGUGGUGGUUUGAAGGUUUUGAACUUUAGCUUCAACAUGUUGAGUGGUAACAUUCCCAGUUUUCAAAGCUCUUUAGAGGGUUUAGAUCUUUCUCAUAAUUCUUUACAUGGUGUUAUUCCUGAUCAAAUUACAGAAUUGGUUAAUCUUUCUGUUCUUGAUUUGAGUUACAAUCAACUUAACGGCCCAAUUCCUUCUGGUAUUGAUCAACUCUCAAAAUUGCAGCAGUUACUUUUGUCUGAAAAUAAUCUCAGUGGGUCAAUUCCUUCUGGUAUCGGUCAACUUUUAAAUUUGUGGCAGUUGAUUCUGUCUGUAAACAAUCUCACUGGUGAGAUUCCACCGUCUAUCGCGCAAAUCACUACUUUGAAACGUUUUUCUGCGAAUUAUAACGGUUUUACUGGUUCAAUCCCACUGGGAAUUACUAGGUAUCUUAGUAAUUUAGACCUGAGUUAUAAUAAGUUAACCGGGUCGGUCCCAAGUGACCUUCUAUCGCAGCCGAAUCUGCAGACUGUUGAUCUAUCUUUUAAUAACUUAAAGGGUACUUUACCUGUCAACGUGUCGAAAAGUCUAUUUAGGUUGAGGCUUGGUAGUAAUCGGUUAACUGGGGUGAUACCAUUGUGGUCAUUCGGGAAUGAUGACCCAUCAUUGGCUUAUUUAGAAGUUGGUAACAACAGCUUAACUGGGAUGAUCCCACCCGAGUUGAGAUUAUGCAAGAAUUUAUCGCUUUUGGACUUGUCACAUAACAAUCUAACAGGUUAUGUUCCUCGCGAGUUGGGUGAUCUUAACAAGUUGCAAGUUGUUCAACUUGAUCACAACAGUUUGUCUGGAGAGAUCCCCGAUGAAAUCAGUGAGUUACAGAUUCUUAAUAAGCUAAAUAUGAGUUGGAAUUCACUGAAUGGUUCAAUCCCACCAUCACUUUCGAAGUUGCAGAAGUUAAUGAAUCUUGAUUUACAAGCCAACUAUCUGACUGGUCAAAUUCCAGACUCAUUCGGGAACAUGAAUUCGCUGUUGGAGCUUCAACUCGGGAAGAACAGACUCAGCGGUGUUAUAAGGUCUCUGCCCCCUAACUUGCAGAUUUCUUUAAAUCUCAGUAGAAACAACUUUGAAGGGCCGAUACCCGCAUCUCUAUCCAGAUCGCAAUCACUCGAAAUCUUGGAUCUUUCAAACAACCGAUUCAAUGGUAGUAUUCCAAAUUUCUUGACUCAAAUGGGGAGCUUGACACAGAUACUACUUUCCAACAAUUUGCUUACAGGAUCGGUUCCUCGGUUUAGUGGAAAGGUUAAUGUUUCCACUGAGGGGAAUAUAAAUUUGUCAUAUCCGCCACCAACCUCCCCGUCUGUAGAUAGGAAGAAUAAUAACGCAGCGUCUGUGGGAAUUGUCGUGGCUUCUGCUGUGGCGGUUGUUACAUUUAUCAUACUUGUAGUUGCAGCGGUUAUAGUUUCCAGGAAGUUUCAUAGAGUCAACGAUGAUGAAACUCCCCAUUCGCCUCAGCUGGAGGUGAUCAAAAGCAAACUGUUGACUUUAAACGUGAUUCAUAGAACGAAUAUUGACUUCACCAAGGCGAUGGAGUGUGUGGGUCAACUCUCGAGUCUUGUUUUGAAGACAAAGUUCUCUACUUAUUACAAAGCGGCCAUGCCAUCGGGUAUGAGUUACUUUGUUAAGAAGGUUGACCCGAGUGCCAAAAUAUUCCAACUUGGUAGACAUGAUUUGAUUGAACAAGAGCUCGAGACUCUCGGGAGGUUGAGAAAUUCAAAUGUCAUGAUCCCGCUUGCAUACGCGUUGACUGUCGAUAGCGCGUAUCUUUUGUAUGAGUUCACUGACAAAGGAACUCUUUUUGAUGUUCUUCAUGGAAGCUUGAAAAAAUGUUUAGAUUGGACCAACCGGUACAGUAUCGCGUUAGGAGUUGCUAACGGGCUGGCUUUUCUCCAUGGGUGCCCCUCGGGCCCAAUCCUCCUCCUUGACCUUUCGAGUAAAGGCGUUAUGCUCAAGUCGUUGGAUGAGCCUCAGAUUGGAGAUAUAGAGCUUUCUAAAGUGAUUGAUCCUUCAAAGAGUACAGGAAACCUUUCUGAUGUUGCUGGUUCGGUUGGCUAUGUUCCUCCAGAAUAUGCUUACACAAUGAGGGUGACAAUGCCUGGAAAUGUAUACAGUUUUGGGGUGAUAUUGCUUGAACUCUUAACAGGGAAGACUGCGGUUAGUGAAGGAUCUGAAUUAGCCAAGUGGGCGUCUGCCAAGUCAAAAGAGAAACAUAAUGUUGACCAAAUACUUGACUCCACGAUCCGAUGGACGUCGCGAGUCGUUAAAGACCAGAUGUUAGCUGUCCUAAAGGUUGCUUUAGCAUGUGUCAAUGUCUCCCCUGAAGCAAGACCCGAUAUGAGGAAUGUGAUACGUAUGCUUCUUAACACGAGAAACUAAGGUUGAGCGUUGGUGUUUUCAGGAUUUUUCUUAUCAAAAUGAUAUCGGUUCGGUCUUGAUGCAAAGAAACCAUGCCAGAGUGACUUGUCGACGCCUUCUCAACCCACUCUCCAUUUCUCUAUAUAUCAUAGUUAAGACAAUAUGUACAUAUAUUUAUACGGUUCUUCCAGUUUUAUACUUCAAAUUAGUUUUGUAUUAAACGACCCUAUAUAUACUAUAUGUAAGUGUGUAUUGUAAACCUGGGUUUUUAGUCCUAGUACUUGAUAAAAAUAUACUGUUUUUAGACA